Australozyma saopauloensis is the source of this 1665-nucleotide messenger RNA. It is a transcript of the gene NOC4, whose product is annotated as ribosome biosynthesis protein. Gene Ontology annotation, cellular component: small-subunit processome; Noc4p-Nop14p complex; nucleolus. Lineage: Eukaryota; Fungi; Ascomycota; Pichiomycetes; Serinales; Metschnikowiaceae. Bases 1 to 1665 code for a protein of 554 amino acids. The record is from RefSeq and is a predicted model, not a curated record. Gene Ontology annotation, biological process: ribosome biogenesis. The transcript has a single exon.
AUGGCAAAGCGCGGGAAGAGUGAGAAAGUCCAAAAGUCCAAGAAGCUUAAGGUCUCUGAACCUGGCACUCAGUCGAAAAGUCUCGCCAAAACAAACACCUUAGAAUCGCCUAAGGCGAAGUAUUUAACUGCCUCAGACAUCUCCAGACUAGUCAAGGAUGUAACUGAAAAAUCGGCUUACAACAGCAUUGUGACCUUACUUGAAGAAUUGAGGAAGUGUAUCGAGCAUCUCCGCAAGUCUGAAGAUGUGGCAGUGGAAGAAAAUGCUCGUUUGAUAGCUGUCUCACUAUUCAAGUGUUUCGAGGCUCUAUUCUCGGGCCAAGCUAUGGCUUUGGAACUGAAAGAUGAGAAAAAACAGUUGGUCGCACGUUGGUUGCAUACCAAAUACGCUUCAUUCAUCGCAAUCUUGGCUGAGUUGAUUCAACACAAUUUAGCCUUCGAACUGUCUUUGCAAAUUGAUGCUCUUGAAAUUUACUUGAAGAUCGUUCACAUGGAAGCUAAGAAGACUGGUGAGUUUCCUGUUGUCACAUACAGAAAUUUGGUAAAACUGCUCCUUCUUAGCGAGAUUGGAAGCAGCUUGUCUGAUGAAAGUACAGACAAUUUCCUCCUCGUUCAGUUCGCGGAAUCGUUCUCUCAAUACUGGGACUUGCAGACAUACUUCUUCAGUAAUGAUCUCGCAGAAGAACUAGAUGAAUGUGCUGAAAAGCAAGCUCUCCCUUCUAUGCUCUUCCCCAACUACUUCACCUUGAUUAGAUCCGGUCUCUUGUACACAACCAAUGAUGACGAGUUGAGGUCGCUUCCCAAUUGGGUUCCAAUUGAGCUUCCUGACUCUGCUUACAAGUUCAAUAUCAAAACAAGAUAUCAAAAAUGUCUCUUGACUGUUUUGAAGAAUACUGAACUCUCUGCAUCGCAAUACAAGGCUCUUUUGAGCAUUCUACACAAACGAAUUAUCCCAUUUAUGGCUGUCCCUGCUGGACUCAUGGACUUCCUUACUGAUGCAUACGACCAACAAGAUGAUGACGUUGUACCCAUCUUGGCUCUCAAUUCCUUGUGGGAGCUAAUGAAAAAUCACAAUCUAGAAUACCCGGAUUUCUACACAAAGCUUUACUCCCUUCUCACGCCUACCCUUUUGUUUACUAGAUACAGAUCUCGUUUCUUCCGUUUGUGUGACUUAUUUCUUAGUUCCACGCAUUUAUCGGCAAACUUAAUAGCCUCGUUCAUCAAAAGAUUAGCCAGACUAGCAUUGACAGGUUCAGCUCCUGGUGUGGUAAUUGUCAUUCCUCUCAUCUACAAUUUGUUGAAGAGGCAUCCAUCUUGUAUGGUAUUGCUUCACAACCCUGAUGCUACUUCCGGAUACGUUGACACUUUCAACAAUUCAGAGACUGACCCGUUAAAAACAGGUGCUAUGGGUUCUUCGUUGUGGGAGAUGGAAACUUUGAUGAGCCAUUAUCAUCCAAAUAUUGCUACAUUAGCGAAGAUUUUUGGAGAACCGUUCAGGAAGCCAAGUUACAACAUGGAGGAUUUCUUAGAUUGGAGUUACAUGACCUUGAUGGAAAGUGAGAAAACUAGGCGUUACAGGGGCUUGGCGUCUUUGGAGUUUGAGGAGUAUGACAGCUUGUUUGCAGUUGGAGAGGGAAAAGCAUUUGUGGGUGGAUGGCUGUUGUAA